This is a messenger RNA of Thrips palmi, 407 nucleotides long. It is a transcript of the gene RpS27, whose product is annotated as 40S ribosomal protein S27. Gene Ontology annotation, molecular function: structural constituent of ribosome; RNA binding. The record is from RefSeq and is a predicted model, not a curated record. NCBI's taxonomy places the organism in Eukaryota, Metazoa, Arthropoda, Insecta, Thysanoptera, Thripidae. Gene Ontology annotation, biological process: translation; ribosomal small subunit assembly. Gene Ontology annotation, cellular component: cytosolic small ribosomal subunit; ribosome. The transcript has 4 exons. The coding region runs from base 124 to 378 and encodes 84 amino acids.
CUUUGUAAACGACACCACCCUGACCGGAAUCCGCUUGAGAAGAAGAGCAAGGCCUCACAUCCGCUUCUUGUGGACCCCUUCUCUGAUUAUUUUCUUUCCGGCAUUGUCGAAGUCCUAAGCACCAUGCCUCUCGCACGCGAUCUGCUGCACCCCACUCCAGCUGAGGAGAAGAGGCGCCACAAACUUAAGCGCCUGGUCCAGCACCCCAACUCAUACUUUAUGGACGUGAAGUGCCCUGGCUGCUACAAAAUCACUACAGUGUUCAGCCAUGCCCAAUCCGUUGUUGUAUGUGCCGGUUGCUCCACAAUUCUGUGCCAGCCCACUGGAGGACGAGCAAGGCUCACGGAAGGAUGUUCCUUCAGGCGUAAGCAGCACUAAGUAAUUAAUAAAAAAAAAUUGUUUACUUU